AAUCAAGUUAACAUGGUUAAACAUCAGGUACAUCACUUGCACCCAUUGUUUCAGCAGUCGGUAGCAGGGGAAAUGGAGAUGGAACACAGGGAGAAUACAGCAAUAAUACUGGCUCAGGUUCUAUGCGGGUUCUCCCUGUGAGAAAUGUGAUUGCAGCAGCUGUCCCAUCGCGUCCUCCUGUAGUGACUGUUCCAAGUGCCGCACAGCCUGGUUUAGGUGUUUCUGCUUCACAGCCAUCUCCUGUUGUUUCUGCUUCACAGCCAUCUCCUGUUGUUUCUGCUUCACAGCCAUCACCUGUUGUUUCUGCUUCACAGCCAUCUCGCUCUGCUUACCAAUCGUCUCUUGCUGCUGAGAUUAAUUCACGAAUCAGGGAUCACAUUCGUAACAUGCAAGGAGAAAGCCAGGUUGGAUCAGGUCAAAGAGAGUCAACUGUGGAGGGUUCAACUGUCAGAACUGAUGCAGGUCGUGUCUUUAGCAACGAACAUCUUAAUGAUGUAGAUACUGGAGCUGAGGAAUAUCAUAAUUCCUUGCCUAGAUUCCCACAAGGAAGUGAUGGCUUGAAGGACCAACCACAACCCAAAUGCGAAGGCAACAUAAGUAGUAAAGAGGAAGGGAGUGAUUCAAGCUCCAAAGCUGCAUCAACUUGCUCUGUUGGUGAAUCUUCAAGUUGUUCAAUUGGCGAGUCCCCGGCUGUUCCCCUUGGAUUGGGACUGGGGAGUUUGGAGCGUAAGAGAUGUAGCAAGCAGGCAAAAUUAGGGGUCAAGAAUGGUGGUGGAAUAAAUACAAAUAAUGUCUCGUUUGAUCAGAACCGUAGCCCUGUAACUAAUGGCCGGCAGGUUCUGCAAUCUCUUGCCGCCAGCAGCUCUGCUGGAAAUACGUUAGGGACAGACGAUUCACACUCGAGUCAACUACCCUCUGCUAGAAUGAUGGAGAAUAGGGCAGGAAGGAGGCAAGAUUCUAAUAAUAGACGGGACACUGCUAAUGUGAUGUCUCAGGUCCUUCAAGGCCCUGCAUUAGAUGGUUUGCUGGCAGGCAUUUCAGGCCAAGCGGGUGUUGGUUCUCCAAAUGUGUUGAGAAAUAUGCUGCAACAAUUAACCCAGAGUCCUCAGAUCAUGAACACCGUCAAUCAAAUUGCUCAGCAGGUCGACAGCCAGGAUCUUGAUAAUAUGUUUUCAGGGUCAGGCGGACAAGGUGGUGGCAUUGAUUUGUCUAGGAUGGUCCAACAGAUGAUGCCUAUUGUCUCCCGUGCUUUUGGUGGUGGAUCUACUGCAUCUCAUCAGCCAUUUCCUGCUGUGGAACCUGAACCACUACAGAAUGAUGAGAGAACAAGCGGGGCUGACAAGCCUGUUGAUCAAGAUAUUCAGAUAAACAUUCAGCCAGUAGCUCAAAUGAUUGAACAUGCCAGUUCACCAGGAGAUGUUUUCCAUGCUAUUGUUGAAAAUGCUGUUCAGUUGCAUGGCACUAGAAGUACUAAUGAAGAUCUCAUGAAUGAGUUAUUCAGCAAUGAGGAUCUUGCUAGCGAAUAUGCAGAAAUGCUAAGACGAGAUAUAUAUCAACGGUUUCAAGAUGACUUGGGACAGGACAAGUGAUAAUUUUUUCUAUUUGUUUCUUUGGGAGUGGGAUUUUUUCACUAUAAAAUGGUGGGACAGCACGCUGAUCACAGGGCUUUUCAAUUGGUAUUGCACUCUUAAUUAGAGUACUGUACAAAUUAGGUAUUUAAGAUGUGCUUUUGAAGUUAUAGUUGAUUGCAAAUUACAGUUUAUCUGUCAGUCCUUAAUAUGCUGUUUCUGAUUCAUUCUAAAAUUAAUAUGAAUUCAUGAACUCCAGUUUUUUUGGAGGAUGAGAAGUGUAAUUUUUCGUUUGUCAACUAGAGAUUAUUUUGAUUUUUGGAA
Molecule: messenger RNA, 1892 nt
Organism: Carica papaya (papaya)
Lineage: Eukaryota; Viridiplantae; Streptophyta; Magnoliopsida; Brassicales; Caricaceae
Source: RefSeq, a predicted model, not a curated record